UUCCACAGGAGAAAGAAAGUAGUACUGGUUUGUAAGUAUAAUGCAGCAGUGGUAGAGUUAACUCUCCAAAUUACAUCACUGCUUUCCCUCACAUUCUGAUCAUCCACCCCUCCUCCUUAACUCCUUCGCCCUUCCCCUUCUCAUUGUCUAUGAAAGGAGGGUCUUUCUCUCCCCUGUCCAUUCAGCUGCUGGGCACUGGGACUGUGGUCCAGACCUCACCCUCAAGCCUGUCAUUAUAAUCACUUAGCAGUCACAAAGACCUCCAGCCCUUCACAGCCUCUGUACACAGUUCCAGUGAGACUUAACAUUUCCCACCACUCUGAGAUGGAGCUUCUAGGUGUCCGACUACCAUUCCCCCAGUUUCAGGAGGAAAAGUACCAGAUGCUGGAGCUGAACCAGCGUCUCGAAUCGUACUUAGGUCAUGUGAAGCUUCUGGAGGAGGAAAACAAGCUACUGCGAGAGAAUAUCCUUACUCUCAAGAGCAGCAGGGAACCACCAGGCCAGCACAAAGCUCAAGAGGAGGCUCUCAGCCAGGCCAGGAGGAUGUUGGGGGAUGCCUGGAGGAAGAAAGAUUGUGUGGAACUGGAAGUGGCAAACUUGAUGGAGGAUAUAGAGGUGGUGAGUUUUCAAAGACAGAAGGCAAAGAAUGCACAGGCUGAUGCACAGAGAAAACUCAUGGAGAGCAGGAAGGAGCUGGAAGAGGAGCGUAGAGCUCAGAUAUGGCUUAGAGAAAAGGUUGGCCAGCUUGAGAAAGACCUCUUGCUACAGAUGCAAGUCCACCGGGAAAACAUGGAAACCUUGCAGGCCUCUCUGAAACAGACAAAGCAAGUCUUAAUGGCCCCACAGCCCAAUCAAACUACCAGCAUCCCAGACCUGGGACAAGAGUACAGCCACAGAGCAGCUCAAGCCUGGCAGGAGGCAACCAACAACUAUCAGAGACUGGUUGGACGUCUGGAGGAAAGUCUAAACCAGGCCAAAGCUAACAUGGCAAAGAUUCAUCAGGAGAAGAGAGAAAACCAGCAUCGAGUUCAGCAUCUGGCAAAGGAGCUUGAGAGCACUAAGACUAAGAGACAGAUGUUGGAGGAAAAUGUAGUGCAGCAGAGAGAAGAACAUAAACAGGAGCUUCAACAUCUUCAGGCCCAAGUAGAUGCUCUGGAAUUGGAGAAAGACAGCCUGGGGCAGCAGAUAGACAGCCUGAUGGUGGACAGACAAAAUCUGCUGCAGGUCAAGAUGUCUCUUGGACUGGAGGUGGCCACAUACAGAGCUUUGCUGGACAGCGAGGGCCUGAUAAUUGACAGACCAACAACAAAAAAGACCAGCUCUGCUUUCUUUUUAGAUGUGCUCUCAAAGCCCACUGGAACCCACCCAGCCUCACAGACUACUGCUGCUUCCUGCCAUGUCAGCAAUACUGUUUCUACAAGUCACAGAUCAAUCACCUCCUCUCGCACUCUGCUGACCAGUGCGACUCCAUCAUGGACCCCGACUCGAGGGACUCCACAAAGAACACCAACCAAAAUCUCAGUGACAGAAAAGACAGAGGUUCAUAUCUCAGAGGAGACUGAGAAAGCUGCUGAGGAGUCUGUGGAUCAUUUACAGCAAGAGAAAGUACAUGAAGACAUGGCCCUUAAGGAGGAUGAACCAAUACAGUUCAAGAAAGCUCAAAUGGUUGAAUGUAAAACUGAUGCAUCUGCAUUGAUAAGUGUGUCAGCUGACCAACCAAGUAACUUGUCCCAAACUUCAGAGACCGAAAGCUGGGCUGGUCCAUUCACAGAUCCUGCAGGGGAUUCAGAAGAAGGGAAGGAUGAGGACACCGAAGUGUCUUAUGAAAUGGCUCAGAUCUCACAUGCACCUAAGGUUGCUUGGGAAGAAAAUAAAACCUUAGCAGAGGACGAAAAAGAUGACGCCUCUGAGAUGGAUGUAAGAUCGGAGAACAUCAGUGAAAGCCACACAUUUGCAUACGGAGAUGCAGAGAAGGAUGAUGAUACAUUAAAAUCUAGCCAUAUCAGUGCAAACACCAAUAUAAUAGGUUCAUCGUUCCUCGAGCAAGGAACUUUAGAUUUGGUUGGUGAUUUUGGACAUCAUGGAGAUUUAAUGAAGGUAGAUAAACAGGACAAUGUGAGCAAUAUUAGUGAGGAGGAAAGAGAGCAAAUGAACUGUGAAACUGAGGCAGUGAUUGAUUUAAUCAAUGAGUGGGACAGACAGGAAGAAAUUGAACCAGAGAAUGAGAUGAAAGUGGUGAGCCCUGACUCUGAGGAGGAAGAAGAGGAUGAAAUGAACAUUGAUGCUGACACAAAGGAUAAAAAAGAAGAUGAAAAUGUGACUGAAAGAGAAGAAGAAGAGAUAGAAGUGAUUAAAAGUGACUUUUCUGAGCUGGAAGAAGGUGUAGAUUCUCCCAAGAACAGUGAUCAUCAGGAGAGUUUAGAAAAGACUGUACUGCCAACUGAACCCCAUUCAGAUCAGACAGUAAAUGAAGGAUUACCUGAGGAAUCUGAGGGAGAAGAAGAGAACCAAGGUGAAGAUGAUGACUCCCCAAACAAAUCAGCCUCGUGGAGAACCGAUCCUGGUGAGUGUGACAGCUACAGUCAGGAGAACACGCUAGCAGACACUCGGCCCUUGAUUCAUUAUAAGAGUGAUGAGGAAACAGAUGGGAAUGUGCAAGCCUCGCACCUCAUCGGUGAGACUAAUGACAGUGAGGAUGAGAAAGAAAGAAUGGAAGGAGGCCACUGGAAUGAGAGUGCCUCCAAACGCUUCAACACCAUGGAGGAUCUCACAGAAGAACCAGACAUGGAGGUCACUGGAGAGAUGAUGAUGGAACAUGUUGUUUCUAAAGAAGAAGUGCAAGAUGGUGAUAGGACAUGCAUAAAUCUUCAAAGUGACUCUGAAGUCCAUGAAAGUUUGGACAUGGUGGAGAAAGAAAGUGCAAGCAUUGAGCUCAAGGGAAACCUGGAAGAAGAUAGUGAUGUUAUUACAGAGAUGAGGAACGAUGAAGAUCAUGAUGUCAAAGUUUAUGAGCAACCACAACUGACUGAAAACCAACAUAUGCACACUGAACAGCCUGAGGAUGAAACAGUCCAUUCAUAUGAAAGUCAAGAACAUGUCGACAUGGACCAUCCAAUCUCAUUCCCUGAAACAUCUCAUCAACUUAAAAACCCCUUUGAAACUUCAUCAACUCUGACCAUGUUUCAAGAUGCAGCUGCAACCAAAGAUCCAGAAGAUCUUCUGGAAGUUUCCAUGCACACCAACAUGGAUCUCACGGACAGUCGCUCUUUGGAGAGUCAGCCAGACAAUAGGACAUCAGCCAUUCCCAACUCAGACCAGGAAGAGGGCAAUAGCUCAGAAGAUGAGUCUCCAAAUGCCAGCCAGUGCUUUCAGAACUCAAGCCUUUUAGCAGUGGCUACUCUUAAUGAGCAGCCAUUAACCUUCGCUAAUGGAGUCUCCAAGGCUGAUUCUGUGUCUGACGUCAACAGUUUGCCUGAAGAAGUGCUCAGUAAGGAGAAGAACACAGAAGAACCUAAAGCCCCUCAGAUUGAUGACUGGGAGAAUUCGAACAUCUGGAGCAAAAGCAUGAACGCUCCAGAUGCAGCUGACAUCACACACGCAUCAAGUAUGAAUGAAAAUACAGGCGUUUUCCCAGUAAAUGAGACUGAGAGUUUAGAAAUUCCAAAUAAAAUGGCAGAAAACAUCUUUGGAAAAUUUGAAGAACAUCUUGAAAGGACAGUGGAGAGCUUUUCAGAAAAAGUGCUGACUGUGAUGGACUUUGAGAGCAACAAUUCAGGAGAGGAGGAGGAAUUUCAGUCAAAGGAAAAGAAAAGUGAGAUUCAUAGCUUUUUCAGCACUAGUAUGAAGGAGGAUUUCUGGAGUCAGGGGAAAAUGGAGAUGGCAGCUACCUAUGACCCUGCCAAGACUGAAGACUUAAACCAGGCCAUGGUCUUUGGAGACGAGUGGAGAGAUAUGGAGGGAAUGCCAACAGCAAAUGUAAGUCCUAAAGAAAAGAUGGACAUUCUCAAAGGACAGGAUGAGAAGCAUAAAGAUGAACAGCCAACACAAGGCAAGAUGGUCCUAUCUGAUGACUCUGUUGAUGAGGGAGAUUCCUGGUCCUCUGGUGAUGAGUAACAGCUUUGUCCGAUGACGUGUUAGACCAUUUCAGACUAAACCAAAAACCAAAAAGUAGUGGUCAUGGAUGGACAGAUAUAUUACGGAGCCAAAAUGAAAAUUCAUGGUGGAAGACAGCAACAUCAAACACAAAGUACACAGAAAACACCUUCAUACAUUCACAGAAAUUAAACUAGACAUGAUUGCUCAGCGCAGUGUGUGUAAUUGUACAAUGUGAUCUCUGUAAUGUGAGUUAACAGCCUGGCAUAAUGUGCCAGCUGUCGUCUCUGGAUAAGAAGGCGUUGUACUGCAUGACAGCCACGGGCAGAAAGGAUUCUUACAGAUUUACUAUGAAGCUUUACUUCAUGCUUGUUGUUUCUGUACCAAUUAGACCAGCUUUUCGAUGACCUUCAUCUGUCAGUGUUAAAAAUAUAAUACUUUUGUGUAUUUUCACUGAUGUAUGCUAUAAUGGAAAAACCACAUGGAUUAAAAUUUUACAAUUCUGAA
Molecule: messenger RNA, 4599 nt
Organism: Sinocyclocheilus grahami
Lineage: Eukaryota; Metazoa; Chordata; Actinopteri; Cypriniformes; Cyprinidae
Product: nestin-like
Exons: 4
Coding region: 325-4113 (1262 amino acids)
Biological process (GO): positive regulation of intermediate filament depolymerization
Cellular component (GO): intermediate filament
Molecular function (GO): CCR5 chemokine receptor binding; intermediate filament binding
Source: RefSeq, a predicted model, not a curated record